Molecule: messenger RNA, 976 nt
Organism: Sodiomyces alkalinus F11
Lineage: Eukaryota; Fungi; Ascomycota; Sordariomycetes; Glomerellales; Plectosphaerellaceae
Product: transcriptional coactivator/pterin dehydratase
Exons: 3
Coding region: 250-849 (199 amino acids)
Biological process (GO): tetrahydrobiopterin biosynthetic process
Molecular function (GO): 4-alpha-hydroxytetrahydrobiopterin dehydratase activity
Source: RefSeq, a predicted model, not a curated record
CGUCGUGCGAUAUCAGGGUACUUUUAUAUUGCCGGAAUGAGUGAUGAUUUCAGUGGUGUUCCUGAAGUACUUUUCUAACAAGCAGUUUACAUUUUGCCCAUCCCCUCCUUCGCUCCCAUCUUAUCAGAGGCCCGUCUCGCUCUUUACCAUUUCUCUCCUGAUCUCGCAAUAAGUCAUCGUGCGUCACCUCAUCUGACUUCAGGCAAACAACCUCGGAGUUGCCUACGUUGUAAAACUACUUGCGGGAUAAUGGGACUCCAAUUGAUGCUGCCUAGACUCCGACCGACCCUCUACUCUGCCCAGCCCAGGCUGAUCCUCCCAUCGACGAGACACCACAACACACACGCCCGCACAAUGUCACAACAAGCACCGGCGCCCACGCCAAAGUUCUCGCCAGGUGCCGAUACGGAGACCCUACGUCCGGCCGUCGACAAGCUGCUGCGCGAAUCAGGCGGCCGCUGGACGCUCUCCAAGGACGGCGAGGCCGUGGAGCGUAACUUCAAGUUCAAGACGUUCACGAAGACAUGGGAUUUUAUGACCGCUGUGAGCCUACAGUGCAAGAUUCGGAAUCACCACCCGGAGUGGUCUAAUGUCUAUAACACUACCUUUAUCCGCUGGACAACUCACAAUCCCAAGGGCCUCUCAGACCGGGAUGUCCAUCUCGCAGCCCUGUGUGACACCCUGGCCCGGGACUUUGGCGAGGUCAUCGAAGACCCGAGUCCAAGUAGCGUUGAUCAGAAGACAAACACCAUGGGUGACAGGCCUGACGAGGCCAGUUGUGCGAUGGGCCAACUGGCAGGUGCGGCAGUCUCUGCUGCUGGGGACUGCUGCGGGAGGAAACCCCAAUAAAUCCUUGUGACAGAGCGCAUCCGGUGCUGGACGACUCCAUGUGGGAGACUUCAACCUCAUAUUUCAUAAGCGCGUAUCUAGGUGCACUGUUCGGAUGGCCCGAAUAGGCGUGUUUUACUGUCAUAUU